This is a messenger RNA of Phragmites australis (common reed), 2700 nucleotides long. Its product is annotated as cysteine-rich receptor-like protein kinase 6. Gene Ontology annotation, biological process: protein phosphorylation. Gene Ontology annotation, molecular function: ATP binding; protein kinase activity. The record is from RefSeq and is a predicted model, not a curated record. NCBI's taxonomy places the organism in Eukaryota, Viridiplantae, Streptophyta, Magnoliopsida, Poales, Poaceae. The transcript has 7 exons. Bases 109 to 2184 code for a protein of 691 amino acids.
CAGGUGUGCGUGUGCCAAACUGCCAAACCCCUACGACUUCACUGCUCCUCUUCGCCGCUCACCAGUCACCGCCACACAACUCACGAGCCGACGCAGGCCCACGGCACCAUGGCCGCGGGAGCGCGCCGCCACGGCGUCUCCGCGGGCCUCCUCCUCGCCCUCUUCGCCGCCCUCCUGGCGCCGCUGGCGGACGCGCAGGGGCCAUGGCAGGAGUGCGGGAAAAGCGGCAACUACACGGCGAACAGCACCUACCAGGCCAACAUCCAGCGCCUCGCCGCCACGCUCCCCAAGAACGCUUCCCGGACCCUCUUCGCGACCGCCACCCUCGGGUCCGUCCCGGACAUCGUGUACGCGCUCACGCUCUGCCGCGGGGACGCCAACGCCACGGCCUGCGGGUCCUGCGUCGCCACCGCCUUCCAGGACGCGCAGCAGCUGUGCGCCUUCGACAAGGACGCCGCCGUCUACUACGACACCUGCUACCUCCGCUUCUCCAACCAGAACUUUCUCGCCACCACCAUCACCAACGACAACGACUUCAUCCUCAUGAACACGCAGAACGUAAGCUCGCCGGUGCGGGUCUUCGACGCCGCAGUCAGCUUGCUCCUCAACGCCACCGCCGACUACGCGGCGGUGAACUCGUCCAGGAGGUUCGCCACGGGGGAGGAGGGCUUCGACAGCAUCGACCCCACCAUCUACGGGCUCGCGCAGUGCACGCCGGACAUGUCGCCGGCCGACUGCCGGAGCUGCCUUGGGGAUAAAAUUCGAAUGAUGCCGCAGUACCUCAGCGGGAGGCAGGGCGGCAGGAUUCUCGGGAUGCGGUGCAAUUUCAGGUACGAGGUGUAUCCUUUCUUCACCGGCGGCCCGACGCUGCGGCUGCCAGCGCCGCCGGCCCCGGCGCCGGCGCCCGCACCGACUCCUCCGCCAUUUAACGUGACGCCGACGGCGACCCCACAAGGAAGAACGAGAGACAAAACAGGAAUUGUUCUAGCAAUUGCAUUGCCUAUAGUUGCUGCAAUGCUAGCUAUCACUAUGGUUUGUCUCUGUUUCUUGAGGAGGAGAAUACCAGCAAGAGAGCAUAUACCAUCUUAUUCAAAUAAUCCUGAGAACAUUGAAAACAUCGACUCACUUCUUCUUGAUAUAUCAACACUACGUGCUGCAACUGAUAACUUUGCCGAGAGCAAUAGGCUCGGUGAAGGAGGUUUUGGUGCAGUUUAUAAGGGUAUUCUUCCUGAUGGUCAACAAAUAGCAGUGAAGCGGCUCUCGCAAAGUUCAGGGCAAGGAAUACAAGAGCUGAAAAAUGAGCUUGUUUUGGUUGCCAAGCUUCAACACAAGAAUCUUGUUAGGCUUGUUGGUGUUUGCUUGCAAGAACAUGAGAAACUGCUUGUGUAUGAAUACAUGCCCAACAGAAGCAUCGACACCAUUCUUUUUGAUCAUGAGAAAAGUAAGGAGCUAGAUUGGGGAAAGAGAUUCAAGAUAAUAAAUGGAAUUGCUCGAGGCUUACAGUAUCUCCAUGAAGAUUCUCAGUUGAAGAUUAUUCACCGAGACCUCAAAGCGAGCAAUGUCCUAUUAGAUUCUGAUUAUACUCCUAAGAUUGCAGAUUUUGGCUUGGCUAGACUAUUUGGAGGAGAUCAAUCAUGGGAGGUCACAAAUCGUGUUGUCGGAACAUAUGGAUAUAUGUCACCAGAAUAUGCCAUGCGUGGCCAUUAUUCUAUAAAGUCAGAUGUCUUCAGCUUUGGCGUCUUGCUUUUAGAAAUCUUAACUGGAAGAAGAAGAAGCAGCUCCUUUAACAUCGAGCAAUCUGUUGAUCUCUCUUUUAACAUCGAGCAAUCUAUUGAUCUCUUAAAUCUGGUAUGGGAGCAUUGGAGCACAGGAACAAUUGUUGAGAUCAUUGAUUCAUCUCUGAGAGGCAAUGCUCCUGCAGAGAUGCUGAAGUGUGUUCAUAUCGGACUAUUGUGUGUUCAGGAUAACCCGGUAGAUAGACCGAUGAUGUCAACAGUAAACGUCAUGCUUAGCAGCGGCACUGUCUCUCUCCAGGCUCCAUUGAGGCCAUUGUUUUUUAUUCCCAAGAGCGGCGCCUACUCAAGGGUUUAUUCUGAAUCAUAUCCUACAGCUUCCCAGUCCACCGCUAAGUCAGAGGCCAUGUCAAUGAAUGAGGUGUCAAUUACAGAACUGGAACCAAGAUGAGUCCUGAAGUAAUUUGCAUGUUUUCAGGGCAAUUGGAUUGUUAUUAUAGCAAUAAACUUAGUGGGUUGCAGGCAAGGCCCUAUCAUUUGUAUAACUGAAUUCUGAGCUAUGUUUCCACUGCUGUAACAGUUAAGAAUAAAUCAAGAGCUAGAUCAAAUGGUCUCACUAGUUUGAGGUAGAUGAGGUUUGGACUAGCUUGGGAGUAUCACGAACCUGGUUUGGUUCAACCAUAUCGAAGAGUUGGGCAUAGAGGGCACGACUGGGUCAGGCCACCUUGAUGACGUUCUUGGAGGAGCCAAAACAGGGGGUUAGGACACCUGGUAUGGCUCUUUUAGCGCCGUCUGCAUUAAGAAACUAGCAAGGUGAUCUCACCGCAAUAUUUUAUCUCGACAAUAUUUGAUUAUUAAUCUCUUUAGAUUUUUUAUGAGGUUAGCAUUUUUUUAAUACUCUAAACUUGUACCCGUAUUGUAUAUAUGUAUUGGUUUGAUUUGUAUAUGUUUUGAUCAACUACUAAAA